Benincasa hispida (wax gourd) is the source of this 1480-nucleotide messenger RNA. The record is from RefSeq and is a predicted model, not a curated record. NCBI's taxonomy places the organism in Eukaryota, Viridiplantae, Streptophyta, Magnoliopsida, Cucurbitales, Cucurbitaceae.
AUCAAUUUAGAUUUGAUACAAGCAUAGUAUAGAAAAAUAUUGUAGAUAGUAUUUUGAAUAACAUGAUGAUUUUCUUGUAUACUUCACAGUUGUGACUCUCAAAAACCCAAUAGAAGCACUUGAUACUCUUAGGGCAAGAAAAGGGUUUUUUGAUCUUGUUGUCACUGACCUCCACAUGCCUCAAAUGAAUGGUCUUCAAUUACAAAAGAAAGUAAUGCAAGAAUUCAACCUUCCUGUUAUUAUGAUGUCAGCUGAUGAAAAGCCUAGUGUGAUAUUGAAGAGUUUAGAGGAGGGUGUAGCAUUUUACAUGGUAAAACCAAUAAGCCUAGAUGAUGUCAAACAUAUAUGGCAAUGUGCUAUUUCACCCAAGAAUGUUAUAUCUAACCAAACAACAACAAUUAUCCGACGACAAUUGUCGAUCGACAAAUCGUCGAGCUCUUCGACACCUUGUUCGGAAAAGGAGAUCAUCAAAUCUAAAUCUACAUCGUCAAAACUCAAGAACAAGAAGGAAAAACAAAAUUCCAUUGCCAUAAGAAAGCCAAAGGUGAUUUGGACUAAUUCACUUCACAAUCGCUUUUUACAAGCCAUUAGACUAAUAGGCCUUCACAAGGCAGUCCCAAAGAAGAUCCUUGAGUUCAUGAAUGUGCCUGGCUUGACCAGAGAAAAUGUUGCCAGCCAUUUACAGAAGUACAGAAUUUUCUUGAAACGAGUUGCUGAAAAGGGAGCUCCUUCAACGAACAUAUAUUCUAAUUACACAUUACUAAGAUCAAGUUUUGCUAAUUCUUCUCACUUUCAAUUUCAAUCCUCAUUAAACACAUCCAAAUUCCAAUCCCAACAUUCAUAUUUCCUUCAAAAUAAACAACUAAUCCCUCCUCUAAACUACCAAUGCCCUAUUUUGGGAGCCAAUAAUAAUAAUCUCUCACAUCUCACCUCUCUUCCAAACCCUAAUCUUGAAGGACUUCCCAUGGAAAUUUUUUUGCCCCAUAUUGGGAAUCAAAACUACUCAAGUCUUUUGACUCUCAACGAACCUAACUUCCCUUGCAACGGGUUCAUCUCGAGUUCGACUCAAGACAAUCAGAAUUUUGUGUUGAUGGAGAAUGCAAACCCUAAGUAUUCGAGCAAUGGAGUGGGAAGGAAGACGACCGGAGAGGAUCAAAUUAUAUGUUUAGGUCAAAAUGGGGUAUGCAAUAAUAUUGUUCAAGCUCCUCAUGAUCUCAACAAUGGAGGACUGAGCUUGGAUAAUAAUGAAGAUAUUGGUGAACAGGAAAAUUGUUUUGAUGUUCUCAGUGAGAUCUUCAUAGGGCACAACCACAAUCAAACUUCUUUAAGGAAGGAAGAAAUGGAUGCCUCUGAUAUUUGGAAUGGGGUUGAAAUGGAUGCUUCAAUAAAGCAAGAUGACCAACCUUCAACCCUCUCUUCUCAGGCUUGGGAUGAUGGUAUUUUAGAAAUGCUUUUCGGAGAUGGUUCAUCUUCAUCAUAG